CGUUUCGCCGUUAGCAGUGGCGCUCUUUCACACGUCUCCUGUUACGCGCAUAGUUAAGGACUCUGACCAAACUCCAGAGAAGGCGUUACCAACUAUAAAGAUGCGCAAUUCCAAAAUCAAAGCUGUAAAAGCUAAUACAAAACACGAACCGCCGAGCCCAACGAUGGAGAACGAAGACAAGGCACCGUCGCCUCCGUCAAAACGCAAAGAGAACGCAGGUGUCGCACCUCGACCCAGAAAAAGGAGUUUUCGACCUCCAGAUGUAAGGACGAUCUUUGAACCCGUAAAAAAGGACCCCCGCGUGAAGGAGGAGAAGGGAGAGGGGCACUUCUUCUGUCCGGACACCUCGCCUGCGUGGUGCGACGUCUGUUGUCAGUCUAUCUUCCAGGAUCGACUGACGUGCACAGGCUGUAAGUACACGUGCCAUCCACAGUGUCGGGACAGAGUGUCUCUGGACUGUCACCAGAAUGGAUCUGCCACUGAUGGUCCUCACAGUCCCCUCUCUCAGGACCAUGUCAACAACAACCAGGAUACACACGCCGAUGUUGAGAAGGAGAGAGAGUUACGAACACACUUCAGCCGUGAGGAGAUCCAACACAAGGUCAACCUCUACAACGUUGCCACCCGAGACCACCUCAAAAUGACCCUGCACCCCAAUGGCAUCUACACUGGCUUCAUCAAGGUGCAGCUGGAGCUGCGGAGGCCCAUUACGGUGCGAGGCGGUGGGGCGGCGGGACCCGGGGGUGUCCGGAGUAGUAGUAGUGGUGGCGGAGGCGGAGAGGAGGCGUUCCACCUGCCCCGCGGUUCCGUGAACACGCUCCACGUCAGCAGCACCAACACCGUACGGCAGGUCAUCGAGGCGCUGCUCAACAAGUUCACCAUGGCCGAUAACCCGGCCAAGUUCGCCCUCUUCAAGCGCUGCAGGAGAGAGGAGCAGGUGUACGUCUGUAAGCUGUCUGAGCAGGAGCAGCCAUUGUUCCUGAGACUGCAGGCUGGGCCCAACACAGACACCCUGAGCUUCGUGCUGCGGGAGCAACAGACAGGAGAGGUCAUGUGGGAUGCCUUCUCCAUCCCGGAGCUGGCCAACUUCCUGCGCAUCCUGGACAAGGAGGAGCAGGACCACUUCAGUGCCAUCACACACCGCUACGACAACUACCGGCAGAAACUGGAAGAGGCCCUUAAGGCAGUGGGGGGCCCCGGCUAAAGCACCCCAGACAGACGGAGAGAGAGAUGGAGAGAGAAAGAGGAAGAAAAGAGACUGAUGAAUACACAGAGAAAGAGAGAGAGAGACUGAUGGAAGAGGAGACAUUUUAGAGGGGCACUCACUCACACCGAUGGAUCAGAUUUAGUGUGUGUUUUCUGAUGGUGUCCCCUCUCCACGGAGCAGACUCUGGAGGAAUUAAUGCUGGAGAGAAGAAUCGUCGUGGAGACUGAUGGGGGUCUCGCAGUCACUCAGAACUCAGAAGCACCAUGGGAGCUCAAAGAGGUCUCCUGGGAGGCAUGGCAUGCUUUCCCAGAAUGCACCAGUGGUCCCAUAUUCACUUGUUUGUUUUUCUCUCAUUGUUCUGACUCUUCUCUGUCUGUCUCUCUCUCCAGUACUUUUUUUGUUUUUUAGUUUUUUUUCAGUUACCUCUUAAAACUUGUGAAAAACGAGAAGGAGACUUUCUUUCUUUUUUUAUUUAAUUGAAUUGGUGGAUGCUAUCAGAUUGUAAAUAUUUUUGUUCCUUAUUUUAAUUUAUGUGGGUGAAGCUUUAUAUUUUUUAUUUUUUGUUUAAUUGUGUCAUUUGGAAAGUCUUAUUUGAAUCUUUAGCACAGGCAAAGCAAAGAAAGCAAACCAAAAAAACGGAGCGGGGGGGGGGGGAUUUGGUCACUUGGGGUGUAAACUAAAUUACAGGUAGGUGGGUUGUGGACAGGUGUGGCUAAACUUCUGCCUGACUGCCACACCAGCACAUAUGGAGGAGAAUACUGCCCCCUAGAGGGCAGGCGUGUGCCUCACCUGCACUACACUUUCAGUCUGACUAAACUCCCAUCAGACUGGAGUGGAUACACACAUGCACACACACCCUUAGCUCCAGGUUAGGGGGGUUCAUCAGUGUGUUUUACCCCCCCCCCCCAACAACACCAUCUGUUCAGCAUCCAUACCUAUGCUCACGCAGAAGCCUUGAUCCUUAAGAGUGGCCUCAGUGGAAUAGCUCGGUGUCCUGCCCUAACCCCCAGCAGGCAGUGUUCCAACCACCCCUUCCUAGCAGAACCAGGUUCUGGUUCAGUGCUGGCCUAGUUCUGGGCCUCAUCCGGCGCAGUCAGCUGUUUGACUAGAUGUGAUGGAGACUAAUAACAAGCAUGUGAAUUUGGGAAAAGCUAUUGAAAAAAAACCCAGUGGCGUGAGUCAAAGACAGAACUGGACAGAAUGAAAGAGUGAAAGAGAGAAUGGUGGGAAGUGAUAUGAGAGCAGAUAAAGAAAAA
Clupea harengus (Atlantic herring) is the source of this 2463-nucleotide messenger RNA. It is a transcript of the gene rassf3, whose product is annotated as Ras association domain family member 3. Gene Ontology annotation, biological process: signal transduction. Gene Ontology annotation, cellular component: cytoplasm. The record is from RefSeq and is a predicted model, not a curated record. Lineage: Eukaryota; Metazoa; Chordata; Actinopteri; Clupeiformes; Clupeidae.